Ambispora leptoticha is the source of this 351-nucleotide messenger RNA. Lineage: Eukaryota; Fungi; Glomeromycota; Glomeromycetes; Archaeosporales; Ambisporaceae. The record is from the annotation of a GenBank genome assembly.
AUGAGUAAUAAUAACGAUGGAAAUGUGAGCGAAGAAAAUGAAAAUUAUCUCUCAAACGCUUUGAAAGAACUUUUACAAAAAUUUUCUUCGAUUAAAAAUCCUGGCGGGGAAGAUGAACAUUUACAAGAAUGUAUUCAGAGCUGGCUCUCUCAACAUAGGAAAUACACAAAAAUUCAAGUCAUUGAGCAACUAGAACGAAUCGCUCAUAAAAAUAAUGAUUAUGCAUGUCUACUAGGAUUCUUUUAUCAUAAACCUUUCGUGCCGAAAUGGGUGACGAAUUGGGAAUGUGUAAUUUGGCAAGUGUACUUUUACAUGGUAUGGGGACGAAUAUUGACAUCCAUCAGGCUUUGA